AUGAAUUCGUCGUUCCCUGAUCUUCUUGAUUCUACAACUAAAACUAUACUUCCAUCAGUUGAAACAAAAGCGAAUAUCCUUCCUGUUUUCAAUCAAGAUGAUGCUAUUGGCAUUUUUCAAAAUAAAAAUAUUGUUUUUUUUGGAGAAGGUCCUAUACGAUCGAUUUAUUGUGAUCUAUGCAAAUUGAUACACAAUUCGAAAAUUUUAAAUAGUUCAGAAAUUAAAAAUCAUUUCAAUUAUCAUCCACCAUAUGUUAAUGAAACUACACUUGAAUUACGUAAAAAAUGUCCUUGGGCUGAUCACAUUGAUAUACGUCGUUGGGUUGCUAAAAAAUCAUCAACGACGUUAUUUUUUAUUCAUGUAGGCAGUAUUGUUGGUGAGACUUGUCCAGUUAAUAUCGAAUGGUUAAAAAAAAUAACAGAAAAUACUCAUAUUGAUCUAGUCGUAAUGUCACCUGAUUGCCGAGAAGUUUGCGAUCGUGAAUUACAACGCAAACAGGAACAAUUUGAUAAUAAAUUACAAUUAUUCAAAUCGAAAUUAUCUAUGAUAUGUUCAUCAUUAAAAUUAGCUUUUCCUCAAUCGAUAAUGAUGUGGUUACCGCCACAAUCAUUAAGAAAUUUAAAUGAUGAACAAACUGCUAGAGUAGAAAAAUUUAUAAAUAUUUGUUUUGAUAUUUCAUGUGGUGAAUUUAAUUUCAAUUUUUUAAAACAUCAUCAAAAUUGGAUUAAAUUUUAUGAAGAAUUAUAUGAAAAAGACCAGUUAUAUCUUUC
Rotaria sp. Silwood2 is the source of this 770-nucleotide messenger RNA. Lineage: Eukaryota; Metazoa; Rotifera; Eurotatoria; Philodinida; Philodinidae. The record is from the annotation of a GenBank genome assembly.